GAGAGGGAGUUCUACCUGGUUAAAUGGAAGGGUUACCCAGAUCACAUGAACACCUGGGAGCUGAGAAAAAACUUCAGGUGUGUGGAGCUCCUACGUCAGUUCUGGGACGAUGUCUUCCUGGAGCUGCAGAGACAGAAAAAGACUGUAGUCCCCAACCGGUUUGAACCAGAGCUGUCCUCUUACCUGGAGCAGAGAGCCAGGCAGAGGCAGACCCUGCAGAGGUGGGAGGCCCAGAUCAACAGUGUCGGGGGCCUCAAACACAUCCUGGUCCUAAACCGUGUGGACCUGGAGGGCCCUCCAAAGAACUUUACCUACAUCAACGGAUAAGGUGUGGGUGAGGGCAUUUCGGUGACAACGGUGGCAGUGGGGUGCGAGUGCACCAGCUGUUUGGAGAACCCUGUGGGCGGUUGCUGCCCAGGAGUAUCGGGCCAUGGCUUUUCCUACAACGAGUAUGGGCGGGUGAAGGUUAAGCCUGGGGAGCCCAUGUAUGAGUGCAACCAGAAGUGUCGCUGUGGACCAGACUGCCCCAACAGAGUGGUACAGGAAAGGAUCCAGCACGUGCGCACCUCUGAGCAUAUCAAAAUGCAUUCCUUCGUCAUGGAGUAUGUCGGAGAGAUCAUCACUACAGAGGAGGCAGAGAGGCGGGGUCAGGUCUAUGACAGUGUUAGUGUUCAUUUCCUCGUUUCCUUAUCAAUCAGUUACUCAUUGGUGAAAUUAGCAUUAUGACAAUAUCUUUAAUUAAAUAAUUCAAAAACCUUUAUUAAUGCAAUUGCAGACAGAAGUUGACAAACAGGAACAUAGCAUGAAUGUUGCUGAGUAAGUUCUGCAUCCAACAAAAGGUCUCCAGUUGUUUUAUUAAACCCUAAGUCACG
Salmo salar (Atlantic salmon) is the source of this 872-nucleotide messenger RNA. Lineage: Eukaryota; Metazoa; Chordata; Actinopteri; Salmoniformes; Salmonidae. The record is from RefSeq and is a predicted model, not a curated record.